Onthophagus taurus is the source of this 1383-nucleotide messenger RNA. Its product is annotated as N(alpha)-acetyltransferase 30 A. Gene Ontology annotation, molecular function: protein-N-terminal amino-acid acetyltransferase activity. Gene Ontology annotation, cellular component: NatC complex. The record is from RefSeq and is a predicted model, not a curated record. Gene Ontology annotation, biological process: N-terminal peptidyl-methionine acetylation. Lineage: Eukaryota; Metazoa; Arthropoda; Insecta; Coleoptera; Scarabaeidae.
CUUUUAAAUACAAAACCAACAGCUAGCACGCAUACGGGGACACAAAAAUUAAAACGCAACCCGUUCGCAUCAAUACAAUAAUCCAUACCUAGUGACCAUAAUUCAUAUUUGACACAUUUAGAAUGAAUAAAGUUAAACCAAGUGUUGGAAAAAAAUGUGCGACGACAAACAGCAACCAGCAGGCGUUAAAAAAGAAUGAAUUAAACAUUGAGGAUCAACUAGAGAAACUUAACAUUAAGCAGAAAAAUGUUAAUGGAUUGUUGAAUGGUAUCGAUCAUAAAACGGAAACGAAAACUACCAAAAAAGAUAAACGAGUGCACAAAGACGACAAAUUAUCAUUAAUUAAAGAUCAUGAGCCUCUCAUAAACACCAAACAAACUGAGAAAAAUAGUGUAAAAUACGAACAUGAAGAUAUCACAGUUUGUGAUUUAAUGGAUAUGAAUGUAGAUUCUAUUGAAAGUGGAUUAACCGGAACUAAGUGUAAAGCAAAAACGAAAAGAACUGACUCCGAAAGAUCUGUUGCGAGUACUAGUAGUAGUAAAGGAGACUCUAAAUGUAAAUUAGAAGAUAUUGAAUCUUUGGAUUUUGACAUCACAGCGUAUAUCAAAGGAAGAUAUGGUGAUAGAAAGGAAGAAGAAAAAGAACUGGAAAAGGAGAAGGUGGUUGAGGGGAAUUUAGAGGAGAAAUCUGUUCAAUUAGAAUCUGACGGUGAUAAAAAUAGGGUAGAAAAUCCUGAAAUACAAUAUGUUCAGUACGAUUCUGAACUACAAAUGCCAAUGAUCAUGAAAAUUAUCCAAAAGGAUUUAUCAGAACCAUAUUCUAUUUAUACUUAUAGAUACUUUAUACAUAAUUGGCCAAAUUUAUGUUUCUUGGCAAUGUAUGAUGAUGAAUGUGUAGGAGCGAUCGUAUGUAAAUUAGACGUCCAUCGUAAAUUAAUUAAACGAGGAUAUAUAGCAAUGCUGGCUGUCGACAAACGAUUUCGAAAACAUGGUAUAGGUUCGACGCUGGUUCGUAGGGCAAUUGAAGAAAUGAUAGCUGGGAACGCAGAUGAAGUAGUGCUUGAAACGGAAAUAACGAACAAACCUGCGUUACGACUGUAUGAAGCGUUGGGAUUCGUUCGGGAUAAACGACUGUUUAGGUACUAUUUGAACGGCGUGGACGCCCUGAGGCUCAAACUUUGGCUCAGAUGAGAUCGAGAACAUCAAGAAUGGGAGGGUAAAAUUUUUUUUAUUGAAGGUGAUCGUCUUGUUGUGCGCCAUUUACUCAGGGUAUCUAUUAUCGUCAAGUUUAAUUAAUUAGGAAAAGAAGAAAAAAAUGAGUUAUUAUUUUAUAUUUUUUUCCCUUUCUUUCCGAAAUACAGAGAUUUCCUUUUUCUUUCAAAAA